This is a messenger RNA of Pelmatolapia mariae (spotted tilapia), 6179 nucleotides long. RefSeq names its product leucine-rich repeats and immunoglobulin-like domains 1 (gene lrig1). Gene Ontology annotation, molecular function: protein binding. The record is from RefSeq and is a predicted model, not a curated record. The coding region runs from base 748 to 3891 and encodes 1047 amino acids. The transcript has 18 exons. NCBI's taxonomy places the organism in Eukaryota, Metazoa, Chordata, Actinopteri, Cichliformes, Cichlidae.
GUGGUACUGAACGCUCAGAAGGAGGAGGAGGGGGUACUCAAUUUAGCUAUUAAUCGCAUCGUCGAGAUUUUGUGACCACAGACUGUACCUGAUAAGCUGCUGGUGGAGAACACCGGGCGUGCGGGGGUUUUAAAGUUGGAUGUAUUCGACCGCCGCGGUAUGGACGACAUGCAAUUUUCGGCUUGAGAGACCAGCGCUGGAGUUUUCACCACUGUUCCUGCGAGCCCGAAAUUAUUUCCUGCAUAUUCAAAUUUCUGGUUUCGUCUGGCAGUUUUCUUUUGCUUAGUGUUUACUUUUUUGUGCUACUCCGCUGAUCAACUGUUACUUUGAGAGGUGUACGGGCGCAGUGUCCUUUAACGUCUGACUGUUGCAUGUUUUCAGAGGUCGGCAAAAGCAAUAUCACUACUGACAAACUACAUUUAGCCUUUUAUGCACAAAGUUUGGAGAGUUAAAGGAGUUCACUGUAGCCGAGUUUCGCUGCUAGUCCGUGAUUUACCUUUCAUUAUUUUUUUAGCCCGCCUCGGACGCUAGAGGAGAAAGUUGGAAGUGGGGGACUUGUGUCAGAGAUGAAUGUUUCUGGGACGGAAAACAUUUGGCUGCCCCAAAGUCCGUGCUAGCAUCUUUAGUACAAGAGGACAAUUAAUGCUUUAUAACGAGCUUUCGUUUUUUUCGUAGCCACAUUAAAGACACCAGGUUGUGGGCACCGGGAGAGAGCUCAGCGGCCGCGCUAUUAAAACUGGAUACAAAAUGGCGGCCUUCCUGGGACGACUUGGAUAUCUGUCUCGGUGUGUUUUUUAUUUAAUUUUGUCGGUCGAAUUCUUUCAAAGUUACGGAUUGAGUUCAGACACACCAUGUGCCCAGAACUGUACCUGCAGUGGAGACUCAGUGGACUGUAGUAAUCUGGAGCUGACGGCGACGCCUUUGGACCUUCCAGUUCGGACUGUUUCCUUAAAUCUUGGCCACAACAAACUGACUUCCAUCAGUCCUGAAGCCUUUGCCAACCUUCCCAACUUGAGAGAGCUUCGGCUAGACCACAAUGAGCUGACCUCCAUACCGGAUUUAGGACAGGCUGCAUCCAAGAUUGUGUCCCUCUACCUACAUCAUAAUAAGAUUCGCAGUAUUGAUGGCAGGCGGACUGGGGAGCUGCUUUCUGUGGAAACCCUGGACCUGAGCAAUAAUGACAUUACUGAGCUGCGAGGACAGUGCUUCCCUGCAGGCCUCCAUAUCCGAGAUCUGUACCUCAGUAACAACAAGAUCAGUGUGUUGGAGCUCGGAGCUCUGGACCAUUUGGGCGAAACCCUACAGGUUCUAAGACUGAGCCGAAACCGCAUCAGCCAGAUCCCCGUGAAAGCCUUCCAGCUCCCGAGGCUCACCCAGCUUGAGCUGAACAGGAACCGUAUACGCCAAGUGGAGGGUCUAACCUUCCAGGGUUUAUCCAGCCUGGAGGUGCUCAAACUACAAAGGAACAGCAUCAGCAAGCUGACUGACGGAGCCUUCUUUGACCUGGCUAAGAUGAAAGUCCUGCACCUGGACUACAACAGCCUGACGGAGGUGAACAGUGGCUCGCUUUACGGACUGACUUCCCUGCAGCAGCUGUUCCUCAGUAACAACUCCAUAGCACGCAUCAAUCCUGAUGGGUGGAAGUUCUGCCAGAAGCUAAGGGAGCUGAAUUUGUCUUACAACAACUUAACUCGUCUGGAUGAAGGGAGUCUGGCAGUGCUCGGGGAUCUCCACACCCUCCGGCUGGGCCACAACUCUAUCAGCCACAUCAACGAGGGAGCCUUCAGAGGCCUCAAGGCUUUACGCAUCCUGGAGCUGGACCAUAACGACAUCUCAGGCACAAUAGAGGACACCAACGGGGCCUUCUCUGGAUUGGACAGCCUCAUCAAGCUGACUCUGUUUGGAAACAAGAUCAAAUCCGUGGCCAAGAAGGCCUUCUCUGGCUUGGAGACCCUGGAACACCUGAACUUGGGGGAGAACGCUAUUCGCUCCAUUCAGCCCGACGCCUUCACUAAGAUGAGGAACCUCAAAAGCCUUCUCAUUCAAAGCAACAGCUUGCUGUGUGACUGCCAGCUCCACUGGUUGCCCGACUGGUUGGUGGCACGUGGUUUGCAGGUCGGUAUCAAUGCCACCUGCGCCCACCCAGAAAGUCUGAAGGGAAAGAGCAUCUUUGAGGUUCCGCCCAGCAGCUUUGUGUGUGACGACCUCCCCAAGCCUCAGAUCACCGUACAGCCGGAAACCACAAUGACAGUCCUCGGCAGUGACGUUCGUCUCACCUGUACAGCUGCCAGCAGCAGCUCCUCCCCCAUGACCUUUGCCUGGCGCAAGGACCAGGAGCUCCUUCGUAACGCUGAGAUGGAGAACUACGCCCACGUGCGUGCUCACCACCAGGCCGCGACACCAGAUCUGCCGGGCGCAGGAGGAGGAGGCGUGAUGGAGUACACUACGAUUCUCCACCUGCGCCAUGUCACUUUUGCCCACGAGGGUCGUUACCAGUGCAUCAUCACCAACCACUUUGGCUCCACCUACUCGAGCAAGGCCAGACUCAUCGUCAACGUUCUUCCAUCCUUCAUCAAGACUCCCAGGGACAGCACCAUCCGAACUGGCCACACCGCCAGGCUGGAGUGUGCUGCAGAGGGUCACCCGGCACCUCAGAUCGCCUGGCAGAAGGACGGCGGCACGGAUUUCCCCGCCGCCCGCGACCGCCGGAUGCACGUCAUGCCCGACGACGACGUCUUCUUCAUCACGGACGUCAAGCCGGUGGACAUGGGCGUGUACAGCUGCACUGCCAAAAACACAGCCGGCACCGUCUCUGCUAACGCUACCCUCACCGUACUGGAAACGCCGCACCUGGCUCAGGACCUGGAGGACCGCAGCGUUACUGUCGGGGAGACGGUGGCGCUGCAGUGCAAAGCUCUCGGCAGCCCGCCCCCGCGCAUCACCUGGCUGCACAACGACCAACCGCUGCGCCCCUCCGACAGACACCACUUCACGCCGGGAAACCAGCUGCUUGUCAUCGGCUCCGCCUUGCUGAAGGACGCUGGGCGCUACACCUGCCUCAUGUCCAACACUCUGGGCACAGAGCGCGCCCACAGCCAGCUGGUGGUGACUGAGCGCAGGAACGCUUGCGCCACGCCGACCGGCCCGAGCACCGUUACUAUAGGGAUCAUCGUCAUCGCUGUGGUUACGAGUAUUGUGGUGACAUCGCUGGUGUGGGUGUGUAUCAUCUAUCAGACGAGGAAGAAGAGCGAGGAGUGCAGCGUGACCAACACAGAUGAGACGAUCGUUCACCCAGAUGUAUCCAGCUACCUCUCCUCCCAGGGGACUCUGUCCGAGCGGCAGGACAUGUGCAUCCGUGUGGAGACCGGCGGUGGCCCUCAGCCCAACGGACACGUUGUAGACACCACAGGUUUCGACAGCGCAGUGCUGUGCACAGAUUGUAUGGAGAAUGGCAACAGCUACUCCAAAGAUCCUGACUACCUGGCACACGGGUUUGGUCCUGCUGCAGGCAUGGAGUACCAACAGCAGCUUAUUCCACCACCCUACUCUUACUGUUACCCCGGGGAGCAGCACGACACCGGGUCACACACAACCCCACUCUGCAAUGGGACCCCCAGCAGGAUCCGAAAGAACUCUGAAGGAUCAGUGUUUCCAAAAAACCAUAAUACAACACUGAACCAACACGAUAGAAAAGCAGUGAGCAAAGCGGGGCAGACCAAGACAUCGCAGGAAGACUCCUUCCACAAGCCGGUGAAGCUGGCUGGCGUGACGAGCCACGGACGCAUCGACACGGACUGCGAGCCUGAGCUCAGGCAGACUCUGCUGUCCAAUGGACACGCCCUCAGAGCCUCUCAGAAUGAGAGCGCCUCUCUAAGGAGAGCCAGUGACUAGCAGCCCCAAAAAUGUGGACCGAUAUAUACAAUUUUUUUUUUCUUGCACUGGGAAAUAACCUGCUACCUCAUAUCGAGGCAAACGGUCCCGAGCCUCCUGCAUCUGAACUGACGGAGGAGAGGAGGGGGGCAUCCGGAGUUUGAAGGCGGAGCUUGUGUGGGGGGCGUCCCAUCUGAGCGUAUCAGCUGUACAUAGUUAAAAACCUUCCUUUGGGAGGUGGCCGCUAAAAAAAAAAAAAAAAAUUUAGCUCCAAAAAAGAGAAAAAAAAGAAGAAAAAAAUGUGACUUGCAUUUGAAGCAUGUAAAUGUAGGGAAUCUUGUACAAUAUGUAUGUGCAGGGGGACUAAAAAGAGAAAUAUGCCUUUUGGACUUUUUUUUUGACUGUACAUAAGAGUUUUCUUAUAUAUUAUAUAACUUUUACAAAAAAGAGUGUUUAAAUAUAUGUGCAUGGCAAAGAAAGGAGUGAUGGUAUUUUUAUUUUUCUUACAACAAGAAAAAAAACAGCCUUUUUUCAGCUUUUACCAACAUUCAGCUGCAGUGCCUUAUUGCAUGAUCAAAGAAAACAAAGAAAAAGUUGUAAUAGCAUAUAUCCAGAGACUGUUUCUGUGAGAGAUCCUGGUACACUUUUUAUCGCAAACAAAACACUUGAUCGCACUUGAAUGUUUUACCUUUUUUUUUUUUUUUUUUUUUGCCAGCUAUGGCCUUACGGAAACACAACUCACACCCACCGUUUCUGUAUGAAGGAAGAGCUCGGAUGCUGAUUAUUUAGGUACGUUAGAUGUUGGUGCGAGUGGUGGGAUAUCAGUUAAAGCACUUUUUUUCACUUCACAAACAUGCAGACUGUGUGUACACGAUCCACCGGUAGGAAUGCAGGAGCCUCCUCUCUGUGAGGAGACGUUCCGCAUAUCUCGACGCACUAAAGUCAACAGUACAUACUGUACCCUUAAGGCUCUUCCACCUGUUUCACAACACUACACGUUACUGCAAAGCUGCUCUGAUCGGGUUGGGAUGAAUGCUUCAUGUGUUUUAAAGAGGACUUAUUAUGCUUUUUGGUAUUUCCUUUUCAUAUGCAUAUGUACGUGGAAACUGUUACAGUGUUAGAUGCUCAUAUUAAACAUAGCCAAAGUUUUCACAUAACGAGGUCAGUGCAUGUAGAAGUAAUCCCUGUGAGCCCAAAGCUCAGGCUUCAGACUGCUCUGUUUUCACCCACCUGCUGUUCAGACACUCUGUUUGCCAGAGGAUGAUUUGAGGGGGCUGCACUUAGGCCCAGUGUACAAACCUAAAUAAUUGUUUUGAACUGUGAAUCGUGCAAAGCUGCUCAAGUCAAUGCCAAUAAUAAUAAUAAUAAUAAUCAUAAUAAUUUUUACAAAAUUAUAGAGAGAGAGAGAGAGAGAGAGAGAUCUGCAAUAAGCAUAAUAGGUCCUCUUUAAGUUUGAUUUUUUUUUUUUUUUUUUUGUCCCAGAAAGUGAUUUUGGUACAAUUCUGCAACCACAUGUGGCUGCUAACAGCUAACAGCUGUUGCUUGGAAGCUGCAAGAGCCAGUAAUAAUCUCUCAGUGCAACUGCGUGACACCUGUCAUGAGUUACGGCCCACAUUCAUAACCGAAGCUGCGAUUUUUGGACGUUUAAUUGGCCGGAUGCCCAACUGUUUUUUUUUUUUUCUUCUUCUUUUUAAUAAUAAAAUCUGAAUGCUAUGAAUUUAGCAAAAGAUGCAUUGUGAUGUUGUGUCAUUCAGUUACUGCUGUAAUAUGGGUCGACAUCCGGGGGGGAAGCUGGGGUACGGGGUGGUGCAUUUGGGAGCAAAAGAUGGCCAGUACUCCACCUGAAUCACUGCAGUUGGGUAAUAACGAUUCAUGCCUGAGGUGGAUAAAGGUGCAGCUCGCUCCUGUGAACAGUUAGGGAAGCUUGUGAAAAGUGCUCUAACCAAACUUUGGGGGGUGAACUGUCACAGUCCCUGAAUACUUUGGUACCAUUCAACAUGAAUACACCAGUGGCCUUAUCAAGGUAAGCUGGAGGACAUGCUCCUCUGGUUACACCUGAUAGCACUUACUGAGAUGAUUUUUACCAGCAAGACCAAUCAGAGAACUUGUUUUUUUUUUUUUCCUUCUUCUUCUUUGUUUUUUGGGCUUUGGGAAAGCAACCCCCGUGUAGUAGGUAAAAGGGACUCGAAGGAGCGAGGGUGCAGUUCAUAUCCUGAGUAAUUUAUUGAUGCAGACUGUCUGAAACCGUUGUCCCAAUGUCAAAGUUAAAACAGUGAAGUGUCUAACAUGGCAUUGAAGUGUCUAAUAAA